UCUAGCUUCAUUUUCAUAUUGUUUACAGCUUGAUCUCUGUAUAAACGUGUGUUUUUCGGUGUUAAUUAGUAUAAUCUUUGUUUAAUUUUAUACAGUGAAGUGUGUGUUACGGUGUCAUGGAAGAAACAGAAGCUGGACCAGUGAUGGAGGAAUUAAUUGGUGAUGAAGUCGAUGGUAGUCAGAAAGGAUACACAGUGUUGGGAAUAAAAAAAUCAAAAGGAAAGGUUAAGAAUCCGAGUAAGCAGAAGAAUGAAGCUCAGGUAGAAAUUCCAGAAAAAGUUGAAGGUAAAAAGAAGGAAGAUAGAUGGAAGCCGGCAGAGAUCGACAUUUUUCUCGAAUUGUAUGGACUUUACCCCUGCUUAUGGGAUUACAAACUCCCCCAAUAUAAAGAUCGAAAUGCCAAAGAAUUCGCAUGGGGUGAAAUAGUUGAACUCAUGCAAAAAAAGGAUCUAACAGUUAAAAAAUGCAAAGAUAAAAUCCGCGUGCUCCGGAACACCUAUAGUAACGAGCUCGUGAAAAUCCAGAAGAGCAAGUCCUCGGGCAAAGGGCUGGAUGACGUGUACACACCAACCCUUAGAUGGUUUAGUACAAUGGACCGUAUCGUGGGACAGGUUGUCCAGAUCCGAGGAAGUCAACCAGUCGGACUUCUUGAUGAGAUACCGAACAUUGCUGAAUCUCCAGCGAAGAAACGCAAAUCCAAUACAGAACCCAUAGUGAUCAUGAAAACGGAAUCUCUUCAGACAACAACGCAGACCGAUCCGAAAGACUACGACAACACUCCGAGCAUUCGGAUUAAUCCGAAUCCGCAACAAAACAACACUCCGAGUACUCGGAUUAAUACGAAUCCGCAACACGACAACACUCCCACUGGGACUAAUCCGAAUCCGAGUGACAACGACAACACUCCGAGCAUUUGGAUUAAUCCGAAUCCGCAACACAACAACACUCCGAGUACUCGGAUUAAUACGAAUCCGCAACACGACAACACUCCCACUGGGACUAAUCCGAAUCCGAGUGACAAAGACAACACUCCGAGCAUUCGGAUUAAUACGAAUCCGCAACACGACAACACUCCCUCUGAGACUAAUCCGAAUCCGAGUGACAACGACAACACUCCGAGCAUUCGGAUUAAUCCGAAUCCGCAACACAACAACACUCUGAGUACUCGGAUUAAUCCGAAUCCGCAACACGACAUCACUCCCAGUACUCGGAUUAAUCCGAAUCCGAGAGACAACGACAACGUGCUAAACACAGUCAUCUCGGUACUUCAGACCAACGAAGACGAAUACGCUUGUGUCGGGAAAUCAGUAGCGGCCAAGCUUCGGAAAAUGGACGAAAUCCAGAGGAUACACGCGGAAAAACUGAUCAGUGAUGUUUUGUACCAAGGUUUACUGGGACUGCUGGACGAAACGAGCAAUGCUCAAUUAUAUACAUAAAAUUGUUAUGUUAGUGCUUUGGAGAAAUUACUUUUGGGUUAGUGUCUUAUACCAUUGACUGUAACAUAGUUAAUGGUUAUACGAAGAAAUUACUUUUACUUUAGUUAAUUAUACAUAGAAAUAACUUUUGUGUUCAUGUGUUGUACGGAGACAUGUUUUUUUUUAUGUUAAUGUGUUAUAUGGAGAAAUAACUUUUGUUAGUGUGUUAUACGGAGAAGUUACUUUUGUUUAUGUGUUAUACGGAGAAGUUACUUUUGUUAUUAGAAUAAAUUACUUUUAGGAUGUAGGCUAUGCAAAUAACCAUUUGUUAAGGUGUUAUCCGAAGAAAUAAGUUUUAGGUUAGUGUGUUACCCGGAGAAAACACCUUUAUGUUAGUGUGUUGAACGGAGAAAUAAUUUGUAGGUUAGUGUGUUAUACAGAAACCGGAUAUUACCGUAUUGAUUUGAUUUGUUUAGUACUUGUUGAGUACUCGUGUUUAGAGACUAUAACACACAUUAACCAUAAAAUAGUUACUACGGUUUCAACGACAUGUCUUUAUUAUUUAUGCAGGAUUAUACCUGAUGUAUAAAAUUAAAAUUUAAACAGAAAAAGAUUUUUGUGAU
Molecule: messenger RNA, 2038 nt
Organism: Macrosteles quadrilineatus (aster leafhopper)
Lineage: Eukaryota; Metazoa; Arthropoda; Insecta; Hemiptera; Cicadellidae
Product: cell surface glycoprotein 1-like
Exons: 2
Coding region: 117-1436 (439 amino acids)
Source: RefSeq, a predicted model, not a curated record